GCGCGGAUGAGACACGCCUCCACCGAGGGAGGAUGGGAUUGUUUGGAGGGUGCGAGCUGAGUCGUGCCACAGUCGGAGGCAGACGUCGAAGCUGCGCGGCUGUGUCUGUGUGUGUACGUGUGUAUGUGUGUGUGCCUGCACGCAUCAUGCUCCCGAUUGGAUGCUAAUUCCCCGCUCCUGAUCGGACUUAAAGAGGACAGCUGGGUUGUCAUUUUUUUCGGUGGGUGCAUGCUGGGAGCUCUGCAAGGGAAUCAUCGCAACACUAUUAAUAAUAAAAGAUGGUGGGUGGUAUGUCGGGCAGUCUGGGGGGGAUAAUCUUACACCACGCUUGAGCGAUGUUCUGCAGGAUUCUCUGUGUGGUCACAAAGGCUUUUCCCACUCGCUAAUGGACCGAUGGGGGGACGUGGCGGUGGCUUGCCAUGCUUGAAUCCCAUCACCGCGUCCCAGACCUUCUUGGUGACCGCUGCCAUAUCCGAGGAAUACCCCCCUCCACCCUCACCCCCCGCACCUUCCCUUUGCCCCCUAAUCACGCAACCAUCCAAUACAUCCCUGAUCUGUACUUCUGGCUGCUCGAGUGUAUUCAACCCCUCUGACGUCUAAAUGAGCUCCCUGACAUCCUCGUUGCUCUGCCUUCACCCCUUGAGCCCCUCGAUAUUCUGGCAUGUUCCAUCAGCGGGGUUGAUCCCCCUUUCACUCUCCCGUUCCCCAUCCUCGUCCCAAUCUCCUGUCCUCUGACCCCUACCCUAUUCACCCUCUUUCCCCCAAACUCCUUUCCCCCCCAUGACCAUGUUGCCAUGUGUCUGCUGGCUCCAGCCUGUCCUCAUGGUGCUGACCUCUGUGUUCUGGACCCGGGGGGAGAACUGCCCAGCGACCUGCCUCUGCCCGGACCCCCACACGGUGGACUGCAGUGGCCGCGGGCUGACCCACCUCCCAGACGAGAUCCCCCUGGACGUUCGCCGGCUCCUGCUGGCUGACAACUGGAUACCCCGCAUCCCCUCCGACUUCCUGGUUCUGUACAGUGACUUGGUUUAUUUGGACUUGCGGAACAACACGCUCUCAUACAUCGAACCGGGGACUCUUAGCACCUCCUCCAGGCUGGUCUUCCUGGAUCUUGGCAGCAACAACUUGACGGAAAUCCCAAAGGGCACAUUCGGGGAGUCCCGGAGCUUGAUCAAACUGCGACUGGGUAACAACCCCUACCUGAGCAUGGUGAGUGAAGACGCCUUCCUGGGCCUCACCUCGCUCCGGGAAUUGGAACUGGAGCGUAACGCACUGUCGAGCCUCAAGGUGGGUGCGCUAAGUCAGCUGCCCUCCCUGCGGGUGGUGAGGCUGGAGGGCAACCCUUGGGUGUGUAACUGCAACUUUGCCAACCUGUUUGCGUGGCUCAUGGAGAACAGUCAUAAGCUUCCCAACGGAGUGGAAGACAUGGAGUGCUCCCUCCCCAUGGAUGGGCGGCGCGUGUCCCUGACCCAGCUCUCCAAGGACAGCUUCCGCGAGUGCCAGGCCAGCCUGACUCUGACGGAUCUACUCAUCAUCAUUUUCUCGGGCAUCUCUGUGUCUGUGGUAGCCAUCAUGACCAGCUUCUUCCUGGCUUCCACAGUCCACUGCUUCCAGCGCUGGAGUAAAGGUUCCAAGGGUGACGAAGAGGAGAGCGAGGAGUGAUGAGGAUGUACUUUCACAAAAGGCUCGUCUCAUCUGGCUGUUUCUGGCGUGGACUCCACAGACAAAAGUAUGCGACGCGGCGACAGAUUUGUGCUGCUUAUUCCUGGUGAAGGCCCAGGACUUUUUUUUUUUUUUUUUUUUAAUGGAAUGAUCUCAGCCUGGUACAGUUAUUGAUUUCUUUGCAAAGUGGCAUCUAGGUAUGGUAUGAAAAGUCACUCCUGAGGGAUAGAUAAUAUCAGCUCCACUCAAAAUAUUUUGGAAUUUUUCAAACAUGGCUUGGGUAGCAAUUUGCAAAAAAUAGAAACCAAACCAAAGGUUUGGGCUGUGUUCACACCUGUAGCUUGGUACUUGUGUUCAGGCCAAAGUAUCAAAAAGAUAUGCUGUUGGAUUUGGUGACCUUGGAAUUAUACACCUUUAUCAUUGCAUCCGUUGCAUCAAAAUUGGUCCAUAAUUUUCAUGAGACUCAAAUUUUCCAAAGCAGUUGAGAGUUCAUCACCUUGCCAGCAAGCUGAAGUCUCGCGGUGUUUGUGCCGAGGCCGCGAUAUCACUGAUGGGGCGGACCAAUCGCAAAGCAACAGUGUGUUUCGUGGGGUGAUUUGCAGCUGUGGCAAAAUUUUUCUCAGUUGACAAUCGGCUUGAUUAAAUAAUCGUGUUAUUUAUGACGCCCUUUAUCUGCAUACCACUAUUUACAUUGCAAAAACGACAACUAUCACUCAACGCCAUGAUGCCAUCUGUGCCAAUCAUAGAGAUGAGGACUCAGCUGGUCAAAACAAGACGCAUGAUGGUGACAUUUUCAUCCAUUGGUCAAAACAAAAAUUUCUUCUGUUUUCACAAGUUGAUGCAUCGCCCGAUGGAUUUAAUUUCUGAUUUACAGGUGUGUCUCAAAAAAAUUGAGUAUGGGAUAAAACUUAACCGAAAAAGGGAAACCUGCAUUAUGCAUACGCAGUACAUUUACUGCACGCAGAGUGAAAAAUUUCAUGAUUUUAUUAUUUUGUUGAAUAUAGCUUCCAGCCAAUGGACACCCAAAAUUCACCAUCUCAAGAAAUUAGAGCAUUACAAUAGAAACAAUCAAAAUUAUUUUUAUUUUUAAUUCUUUUUGGGGGGACACAUUACCUCAAAAUUGGCCUUCUGCAAUUUAUUUCUGAUGCACUUAAUAAGCCAUGUGCAGUAGAGUUUCACUUUUGGAAUUGAACUACUGAAAUAAAUUAACUUUUCUGGGAUAUUCUAUUUUAUUGAGAUGAACCUGGACAAAUACCUUCAAGUGCGUCCACUUUAUGUGCCACAUGCACACAUCCGCUACAAGGGUAACUCAGCAAAUUGGUAAUGAAGUGCUGCCUCCAUGAGUGAAAACAGAAUUAACACUUUUAUUGUCAUUAUUGAUCUUACUCUGUGCUCCCGGAACGCCCUGGUAACAAAAGCCAUACUUAGUAGGUGCCCCGAAGUCGCGAGGGGUGUGGUGAGCAGCCUCUCAUUUGCAUAAACUUGGGCCGCCCCUUCAAAACAGCAGAGGCCUGAAAAUGGGGGCAAAAAGUAUCCUGUGACACUUGAUCUGUGAAGAGUUUUCACAGCAUCAUGUUACAUAAAUGUUGCUAAAGUCCCUAUAAAGUGAAAGUAAAUAAGUCUUCUAAAUUUGAAAUACUACACAAAAGAGUGUUCACCGUUCCAAAUUUUAAUGAUUAAAAAAAUGAGCAAGCAUAUAAAAUUAGGCUUGAAAAUCCCGACAAAUCAAGCCUUUUUUCCUGCUCCCAAAUAUUGUGGGCAUGUCCGCAAAAUGUGUGAAAUCACACCACACAGAAAAAUGGAUGCUACUUCAUCUAAUGUCUUUCCGCCAAAAUAUAUCCACUGAAAGCCUCUGGCGGCUGGAAUAUCCCAUCAAGUCAUCACAGGGUGCUAGCCACCAGCUAGCAUAUGAGCUAACAGGUUUGGGCCUAGUAAUGAUAACACUGUAACUCGCAGUUGCACUUAUCAGCAAUUUUCAAGAUUUUUUUAGGCCAUCAAUUAAACACAUAUUUUCACUACUCGAGGGCCGGUCCAGGCCCUAUCCUCGCGAAUAGUGGCGGUCCACUGUACUCCAUGCUUGUGUCUCGCACUUUAUUAUAAAACAUGCGUAAUGUUUUCAGAAACAAAAUUUCUGAAUACAUUUUACAGGGUCUUGAAGACAGUCUCGACAGUUUUAGAUUGUGAACAAAUGUACAAGGAUUCUCCUUUAACACGUACUGCUCCAUGUCUGUGGUCCCUGUGAAAUGAACUCAACCUCACCCUAGUUGGCUUACAAGCGGACCAAGACCACAUGUUCAAAAGGUCUGGGUUUGCUUUUUUGGUUCGGAUGUUAGCGUUGUAACACUUGACGACAACGAAAUGCAGCCGGUUUUACCGACUCAAACAAGUGUGAACACAAUCGCGAUCAAGUUUUCAGAAGGUUACUGUGACAAUGUAAGCUGAUCAUACCCUACGAAAUAUCCGAAAGAUGUCAUACAGACCAAUGACCUCAAUAUUAAUUCCCCGCUUCCCCCUCUGGUCUCACAUCCUGUCAUUCAAGCUGUGUUUUUCUACCAGGCGAGAAAAUAGGACAUGUACAGCGGACAGGCAGAUUCCACGGUAUAUACUACAUAGUCACACACACACACACACACACAUGUAUGUGCCACAAUUAAAACAAGCAUCAUCAUAUGAAGCCAGAGAAUAUAAUCUUUCAUUAGCUUGAUGUAGAAAGAUGAAAUAGCUCUGAGUAUAAUCCUCACAAUUAGAGCAUAAAAAAAACAACAAUGUGGUAUUAUAAAAGAAGAGUACAUGUACAACUAUCGUGUCAAUGAAUGCACUUUAAAUGGUGACUCUAAUUAUGUGACAGCCCUAAUUACACCAUUCCAACUGGUUUCGUCCUCAUCUGCCAAAGAUCAGGUUGAAGUAAAGAGAGCCUUUAGGAUUUUUAUCUGUUUUUCAAUGUGAGUGUUUCAAACUCAUUGAGCUAUCAUUGUCACAUUACUACCAGGGCACUUGAGGCCCUUAGACAUCAUCCUGAAAUCUAUUCAUUUAAAAGUCCCCAUUAUAACCAGUCACUUAAUAGAUCAUCAUCAUUAUCACGGGGACCGCCGAUCUAUUGUGCUUUUUUAAAAAAAAAAUUAUUAGAAGCGUUCUUCCAAGGUAUGAAGCUAAAGAGUUUACAGGAGAAGAGAAGUGUGAUUAACAAAAAUAUGACAGCCACAUUUUUCAUUCUGAUUAAAAGUGACCUGAAUGCAUUAAUUGGUUUGGGAAUGUUCAAAACCAAGACUACUGGUGUUUGCGUUCAAGAAUUCUGCAGUGAGGUGGAAAUAAUUGCGACACAAGGAAUGGAAAGACACAUACAAUCACAAAAAAAUUUAAAAAAAAUAAAGGAUCCUGGAAUGCCGGUGUUCGUUGGUUUUAAUGAGUUGUGGUCACCUUGAGGGUGAAGCAUUCUCAGCACAAAGCAACAUUACAGGCAAAACCACAGGGUCAGUAGGGUACACACAUAUACUGACGAACAUGCCAAAUGUGAACGUUUUCCCUCCCUUAGGAUUAAAGUUAGCAAAGGCCCAAUUAUCAGAAGUCUCCAAAAAAUUAUCCUACGGUGGAAUAGUUUUUUUUUUUUUUUGUUUGUUUUUUAUGACUGAGCAGCAUGGAAAACAGUCAUAGUACAACAUAAUACAUAGUAGUAACCUGUGAGAGGCAGUGUGGGGCUGCAGGGCAUAUAUGAGUUAUGACAAUCAUAAAUGUCAAGCAACAAUAGCGGAAGAAAUAGGACGCAACUUGUAUUUUACUCAACUCAUAUAUGCCCUAUCGCCCCACGCUGCCUCUUAUAGGUUACAGUACUACGAUGUAUUGUGUAGUACUAUGACAGACAGCUGGUUCAUGGGCAGGUGGCCUGCGAUUGUUGUGUGUGGUAUAUCGUAAUUUUGACCACAUUCAACCUGAGAAGGUUGCGGCUGGGCAACCCCGGAUUCAUGUACUUGCAAAUUUGGGUUUUUUUAUCAAAUAUUUUGGGGGGGCAAUUUUUUGGCUAUUUUUUUUUCUUUCAUUUUGCCUGUAUUUUUUCCCCCAUUUCCUUCCACGUUUUUCAUAGAAAACAUACAAUGAACAUUUAUUAGCAUUUUUAAAAAAUAAUUUUGGGAGGGUUACAGAAAAUGUAAUUCUCCCAUCCAAACCACGUCUCCCGCAGGAUAACGAGUGUACACCACAGACUAUACGAAGAACGGGUGCUGAUUAUUUAAUGUAUUUCUUUUUUUUUGUUAUGUGUUGGGUCAUGUUUAAAAAAUUUUUGUGGUUACAAAUCAAUGUGUGUACCCCGCUUAAGAGCUGUUGUGUGUUUACUGUUCUGUAAAAGAAAAUCACUUGAAAGCAAUCAUUUAAACUACUGUUCGAAAAUCAAAUUAGCUGUUUUGAUGUUUAUGGGGGGUUGGGGUGUGGGGGUCCUCAGGUCAAGAAGACACAAACAGUUACUGUAGUACUUCCUGUUUUAGCACUCGAUUGUUUGAUAUUUUCGGCCUCAGUGUUUAUCAUACAUUUACUUUAAUUAUGAACUUUUCUAACUUAUGCACAAAUUCAGUUUACGACAUGGCCACAGCAACUGGGAUUUGUCCGAGACUAAGGACCCCCUAUAAGCUCCCCACAAAACACCUCAUUUCCCCCAGUAUCAGUAUGCCAACUCAUACACCGCACUUUGUAAUGUCAUCCUGAUUUCUUCCACAAACACUGCAAGGAGACAAUUGAAUGCUAAUGUCUGUCAAAUACAGAGGAUCGGGCCCGAACCCUGCUGCACAUAGCGAAAAUCAACGAGUUGUUAAGGCCUCCACAUUAAAAUGUUUAUAAUUGCCUAUAAUUACUAUAAAAUGGCAGCAAACCUCUACAUGAAGCUCCUCGACUCACUCAACAUCGUAUCUUGACACAAAGAUUCCCCAAUAUGGCGCCAAAAAGAAAGUUUUUCACUGUAGACAGCAAGUCGCAAUUAAUAUGAGGAAAUGCUGCCAUCAAAACUAUGAAGGAUGUGCACUAGCAUUUUUCGUUAUAGCUUAUCUCCUGCAGUUUUAAAGUUUAUGACUUUAUGUAUUUUGUUUGGCUAGCUAACAAGGCUCACUGCUAAAAUGGACCUGUUUCCACUACCUUCCAUUCCCUUAGACAUUACAAUAACCAAUCACUGCUUACUCCUUAGAAAAGUGGGGGACAUUUGUAGAUCACAAAGCUGAUUAGCAUACAACGCCAUGAAAUCAGCUAUUUCACAUGUUCCGGAAUCAAAAUCCUGAGACGUUGAGUGUGAUUUUCUCAUUCAACAAACAUUUCCCUCAAUGUAGUGGAAAGAAUCACACAGGGACUUUGUUUUUAUACAUAUCAUUAUGGGUUCCAACUACUGUGUAGUUGCUGCAUUGACAAACUCUUACGUUAGCUUAGCUCUUGGCUCUCAACGCAUAGGUUCGCAUGACGUGACUUCUUUUUUCUCGCAAACACCGGGACAUUAGAGCAUGCACUGCUGCAUUAACUAUUCUUAGAUUCAUGUCUAUUUUUAUAUUAAACCUUUCAGAAUGGAGUGUUUAUUUAUUGCCAGACCGCAGGCCCCCCUGGGUCAGUGUUGACAUUGCAGACCCCAGUGGCCCCUCUUGUCCACGGUUUUGUCAGAUGCAUAUUGAAGACGCCCCAUCUAGAGAGAUGACUAGUCAGAGUCAAAUUGAGAUUAGAAACAGCAACGACCGUGACGCCGUUGUUGCACAUGAAUGCAUUUCGAAAUGUCAAACACGUCAUGUGUGUAGCUGUAUUCUGUUGUUUGGUUAUAAAACAAAAAUAAAAUCUUUUUUUUCUGUC
Hippocampus comes (tiger tail seahorse) is the source of this 7470-nucleotide messenger RNA. RefSeq names its product leucine rich repeat containing 38b (gene lrrc38b). Bases 781 to 1662 code for a protein of 293 amino acids. The record is from RefSeq and is a predicted model, not a curated record. Gene Ontology annotation, cellular component: plasma membrane. The transcript has 2 exons. Lineage: Eukaryota; Metazoa; Chordata; Actinopteri; Syngnathiformes; Syngnathidae. Gene Ontology annotation, molecular function: protein binding.